This is a messenger RNA of Blastomyces dermatitidis ER-3, 2361 nucleotides long. RefSeq lists its product as uncharacterized. Gene Ontology annotation, cellular component: multivesicular body. Gene Ontology annotation, biological process: late endosome to vacuole transport via multivesicular body sorting pathway. Lineage: Eukaryota; Fungi; Ascomycota; Eurotiomycetes; Onygenales; Ajellomycetaceae. The transcript has 4 exons. Bases 175 to 1509 code for a protein of 444 amino acids. The record is from RefSeq and is a predicted model, not a curated record.
CUCUCUCACAGGUACUAACAAGCUGCUGACUAACACACCCUCCACAAACGUCAUGGAACGAGCUCCUCCUGCAUUCGAUGAUUUAUUCUGUACAUCCUCCGCCACUUCAACCCAUACCAGGUACAAACUUGCUACCUAGGUACUGAUCGGUUGUAUUUCCAAUUCACACACACCAUGACAGCCAAUAUUCCGGCGCCCCUGAAAGCUGCAGACAUCACCCGCUUUGUGACUCGAGCGUCACAGCUCGACAAAGCGAAGCCAGUGAUAUCAUACUGGUGCAAUUAUUGGAUUGUGAACCAGAUAUUAUCAAAAGGUCUCCACAAUUCAGAUAGCGAAUGUCUAAAAUACACGACAGACCUGAUGGAUAAGCUGGAGAAGUUUAAAUCCGAACACGCUGAUGAUGAUACUGUUACGGAUGAUGCUGCUGGACAGGCUUAUGUGGAGCAAUUUGGGUUGGAAACUUUUCAGCGAGCCGACAACGCGGUGCGGGCCAACAAAGCUUCAUUACAAACAGCGGAUACGUUCCAAGCUGCGGCCACAUUCCUUGAGCUAUCCCAGAUAUGGGGACCGAUCGACCAAGAAAAGGCGGCCAAGAUUAAAUUUGCAAAGUAUCAUGCCUUACGCAUUGCUAAAGCUAUUAAGGCAGGGGAGGAUCCGAAUUUAUCGAAUCCAUCGAUGGAGGAGGAGGGAAAUCUAGACGAUGCACCUGCCUUGGAUCCUAAUGAUCCUGAAGUUCAAGCGCUGGGCGGAACCCCAUCUCAAUUAGCGCCAGAAGUAAAACUACGGCAGCCGUCUGUGGAAGAUGUCCCAGAUGAGUUUGACAAAGAGGAGCGAAGAUUAGCGAAACAGUCUAUCCUAAACGAGUCCCUCCACCCCUCCAGAGCCUCGUCUCUUCCCCCUCCACGACGAGCUGAAUCAGGCAAUGUCACAGCUGCAUCCAGUACAGGCCUUCCCAGCCCUCCCACGUACUCAGCUGGUAUAGUAGGCCUUAGCCCUGACGAUGAUGAUGCGCGCCAGCGCGCUUCACAUCUCUCUAGAGUAUUUGUUCCUGAUAUUCCAGCAGCCCCCUCGGACUUCCCUUCCCCCGCCUCAAGCUCGCAAGAGCUAUCCGACCCGGGUCCAGGCCCAGGCCAGUUUUCAGAGCGCAGGACAUCCCUGAGUACUUUCCAAUCCUUCCCGGCUCCAACAACGCAACCCGCAGAACCCCCCAAAACAACCGACCUCCAAGGCCCAGCAGGAAUACACACGCCACCUCCCACCACACUUGAAGGAUGGACUCGACCUACCCCACCAAAUACCGUACCGCCCACCAGUAUCCAACCCCCAAAGACCAUGCAUAGCAUAAGCUCGUAUUCCAGCCCGCCACCAAACCAAGGGGUUGUAGAUGAGGACUCGAUCGCCGAAGCCCAAAAGCAUGCCCGAUGGGCUGUGUCGGCGUUGAAUUUUGAUGACGUGCCCACUGCGAUUAAGGAGUUGAGAAAUGCCUUGAAUAAGCUAGGGGCUCAGUGAUCUAAUCUUAAUUUCUAAUUGUCAUUGUUUUUUACCUGUUUUUUUUUUUUUCUUUAUUGUGUGUGUGUGUAUAAGUUGACGUUCUUCGUUAACGCCUUCGUUGCAGCAUCGCGCUCUAUUUUUAUUCAUUACGUUGUAUAAAAUUUGAAUGAGUAAUAAUGAGAUAUUUAUAUGUAAGGCUUCUUUUCUUUUCUUUCUUUUUUCAGUUUCCAGUUUGUUUUGCAAUUAGCAGGAAAUCCCAUGAUCCGAGUCAACUAUCCUUUCACUUUUUCAUUCUUCUUUUUGUGUAUCGCCUUGGGCUUUUUGUAUCCUGUGUCGGUGUUAUCUUUCAUCCUUUGGUAAAAAGAAAAUUGAGAAAUUAGAACACAACGCCAAACAUCCAGCAGCGGCUUACCCCUUGGGUCUAUCGUCACAUAUCAGAUGUGUACCUGUACAUCCCUGUGGGUUUCUGGGGAAGAUGUCAGCUCCCUUAUUCUCUAUCGCCAUGACGAUUCCAUUAACGUAUCGAAUACCGCAAAUUGAGAAACUUUCCUUGGGAGAAGAAGACGGGAGGUUCGCAGGGGGGGUGAUAUCCUUGCCCUUCUAAAUAAAAAACCAGGUAACAAAAAAAAAAGUCCGCUCUCGCAUUUGUUAUUAUACUCUAUGUACAGUAAGUUACAUGUACAUUACGUGUACCGGCGCUUUAUCUUCUGAAAUCUAUCAAGGACCAUGGGUACAUUCAUACCAUUUAAGAGGAGCCUCAGAGCCAGGCAUUCCUCGAUUUUACUCUUUUUGCUAGAGAUGAGAUAUAAAGUAACGUAAUCAAUCAUCUAACGCUCGUUUCCACCUAACACUCGCCUUUGUAAAUCAAUU